This is a messenger RNA of Raphanus sativus (radish), 913 nucleotides long. RefSeq names its product probable glutathione peroxidase 8. Gene Ontology annotation, biological process: response to oxidative stress. The record is from RefSeq and is a predicted model, not a curated record. Gene Ontology annotation, molecular function: glutathione peroxidase activity. Lineage: Eukaryota; Viridiplantae; Streptophyta; Magnoliopsida; Brassicales; Brassicaceae.
GGCAGAUGCUGAGAAAUGGUCCGAGAUUUGUUUCUUUACUCGUGUCCUUUGGAUGCAUUUUAUUUGAAGAUGAUGCUUUAGUUUUACGCAUCAGGCGCAAUAAAGCUGAAAUAAUAAGCAACCGCAACGGCCCAUCAUUAAAAGCCACUCGCAUUAACAGCGCGUGAGGACGGAUAGGCCAGAGCAGAGACUGCAUUUUUCAUGCCUUUUAGCUUUGUUUCUUCUGUCCUACUCGCAGCACUCUUCUCUCUCAUUUCUCGUGCUUCUAUGGCGACGAAAGACCCAGAAUCUGUUUACGAUAUAAGCAUCGAGGAUGCAAAUGGAAACAGCUUAGAACUCAGUCAAUACAAAGACAAAGUUCUUCUAAUUGUCAAUGUCGCUUCCAAAUGUGGGAUGACGAACUCUAACUACACUGAAUUGAAUGAGCUUUACAACAAGUACAAAGACAAAGGUCUGGAGAUUCUAGCAUUUCCUUGUAAUCAAUUUGGUGAAGAGGAACCUGGAACUACUGCCCAAAUUACAGAGUUUGUCUGUACACGCUUCAAAUCUGAGUUCCCCAUUUUCAACAAGAUUGAAGUGAACGGAGAGAAUGCUUCCCCUCUUUAUAAGUUCUUGAAAAAAGGCAAAUGGGGAAUCUGGGACGAGAUUCAGUGGAACUUUGCCAAGUUUCUUGUUGACAAGAAUGGUCAAGCUGUUGAACGUUACUACCCAACUACUUCUCCUCUUACACUAGAGCAUGACAUCAAGAAGCUUCUGAACCUCUCAUGAAUGGUGGUGUUAUCCGAUUCACUCUGUUGAUAACUCUACUUUGGUCGUGACUCGUGAACUUGUCAUGUAAUAAAGCAAAAUCACAUUUGACUUUGGUUCCAAUUUGUUCUGUUUACGUUUCACAAAUCCAAACCGGUUGCACUCA